This is a messenger RNA of Caenorhabditis angaria, 1219 nucleotides long. The record is from the annotation of a GenBank genome assembly. Lineage: Eukaryota; Metazoa; Nematoda; Chromadorea; Rhabditida; Rhabditidae.
AUGAUGAAGAUCGAAGAUAUGUUGAAGGAACCUUUGACAAUUUGGCAUCUACUGCUCAAAGCUUGCCUGGAAUUAAAGGCAACACAUUUGUGAGUUAAAAAUUUGAGCGGAAUUUUUUUCCACAAAACAAAGAUAUUUCUAUAAUGCCUUUUUUCAGUGUCGCCGUUGGCUUCAGUCCAGAAAAUUCAACACAAUUUGGUUUAGUCGGUAUGUUCGAGUCUAACGAAGUUGAAGAAGUAUGCCGGAGACAUAACUUUUUAUUAAUGUUUUCGGCGGAAAAUGAAGAUAACAAAGCGUUGAAAAUGACAACAUUUUUCGCUGAGAACUACAGAAACCCGUCGUAUGAUAAGCAGAUUUUGAUUGAAAUGGUUGAAGUUAUUGCAUCAUAUUUUGGCUGCGAAACGAACUCAAUUGACGAACAUGAACCAAAUCCAAAUUCGUCCGAAACCUUUGCGAAAUCAUCUUUUGAGGAUUUUGUGAGGAAUGUAUCUACCCAAAAAAAUAUCGGCGAAAAUUACAUGUUGUUGAACCAAUUGAUAACAGAAGAUAUUGAAUUAACACUCGAAAAACGUGUAAGUUCAUUUAGCUCUAAAAAUUUUCAGUCAAAGAAGUUCAAUAUUUUUUAUUUCAGUUUGAACUUAUCGAGCUUGUCAAAGAGAGACACCGAGACAUCGCCUUCGAAAAAAUCACUGUCAAGGAAAUGGAAGAAGUUGUUGGAAAAAAUCUUUUACUUGUGAGUGAAAAGAGAUAGAGAGCUUGUGAAACGGCUUGAAGUGGGUAAAAAUUGGGUGACUGAGAAAACUACAUCCAAAAACAAUCAACACUAUUUCAAUUUUAAGAAACUUGGAAUCGGAUUCAUACGAUGCUCGACAAUUCAAAUUUUGAAGGAGAAGAUGAUCGAAAUGAAUGUGCAGAAAGAAAUAACUGGACUUUUAGCGAAAAAAUUGUGGACAAAUGGAAGAAAAAGUAUGGAAUUUGCGUUGGGUAUGCUCGAAGAUUUAUGGGAUUUUUCAAAUGCAACAAACGUUGUGAAAGUAAGUGUUUCAGUUCUUUUUUUUUUUUGUUGUUGAAUAUCUCGAACAUUUUAUAAUUUCAGAGUUAUGCGCGAACAAUCGACAUGACGCUUUUUGCAUCGCAUGGAAUUUCAAAAAAGUGUCAAGAACAUUCGUCGAUCGAAUUAUUGAGUUUCUGGCAAAUGAUGACUUGGCUCUCUUUUUAA